Messenger RNA from Malus domestica (apple), 4317 nucleotides. RefSeq names its product FRIGIDA-like protein 5. The record is from RefSeq and is a predicted model, not a curated record. Lineage: Eukaryota; Viridiplantae; Streptophyta; Magnoliopsida; Rosales; Rosaceae.
AGAGAGUUUGAGAGAGAGAGAGAGAGAGAGAGAGAGAGCCCAGACGGUUUUCUUGUGCUCUUGUUUUCCUUGCUUCUCCGCCACCCCGACGCCGUUUCGCUCAGGUUUAUGCGGCGGCGGAGAUAAUGGAGAAGAUAGAGGCAGAAUUGAAGGAGGCGGAGACGAAGCAGAGGAGUCUGAGCAAGGCGUACGAGUGCGUACACGCGCAGGCGACUGCGCUUAUUAUCUUCGCCGUGCAAUGGAAGGACCUGGAGGAGCACUUUGAGUCGACUCGGUACUCGCUCGAGUCGCGAUUCCGGGAACUCGCCUACCGCGAGACGGCGGUCCGGGUCCGGGACGAGGAGUUGGCGGAGAAGGAGAUGAAGUUCUACACGGAAGUUGAAUCGAAAGCGGACGAGUUGGGGAGGAUUCAGAUUCUGAUCGACGAGAAGGCUGAGGAGGCUAUACAGAGUAAGAACCACUUGCAAUCUCUCCAGUCUUUGAUUCUGGAACAUAACGAUGAGGUUAUGGUGCAAGAGAAGAGGUUGAUGGAGGUUGAGAGUUUCGUUGGGGAGAAGAAGAGGGAGUGCGAUUCGAUUGAGAGACGGGUUAAGGAGAGGAUGAAGAAGUUGAAUUGGGUUGAGAGAAUGGUGGAGGAGAAGUCGAAAUUGGCUGAGUUGAAGGGGGAGAAAUUGAGGGGGUUUGAAGAGGCGUUGGAGAAGUGUGUAGAGAAGACUGAAUUGAAGGAGAGGGAGUUGAAUGAGAUUAUCGGGUCGAUUGAGGAGCGCAAGGAGGAGUUCAGUUGGAUAGGAGAGCAGAUUUUGGAGGCGGAAAAGCUGAUUAAGGUGCAAGAGGAGCAGUUGGAUUUGAAAGAAGAGAAAUUUAAGGAGGUGCAAAAGGCGGUUGAAGAGUGUGAGAAAGAGUUGAAAUUAAGAGCGGAGCGGAUUAAGGAGGCUGAAAGGGCGGUUGAAGAAUGUGACAAGGAGUUGAAAAUGAAGAAGGAGAAACUUAGUGCGAUGGAGAAAUCGUUAGUGGAGUGCUCGAAUGCCAUGGAAUCAAGGGAGACAAAGAUUAGGGAAAUGGACUCGAAAAAAGAUAAAGAUUUUUGCUUGCGUGAGAGAUCAUUGGAGGAGUGGUCCUGUAAGCUUGAGUUUAAAGAGAGGGAACUUGUAUUGAAAGAGAGAAAUGUCGAGUUAAAAGCUGGGGAACUCCGAAAGUCUAAAGAAGAAGGCGAAAAGUAUUUGGAAUCUCUCUCACAGGGACUUAAGGAGAAAGAGAACCAACUUCAAGGCCUUGACAAAGAGCUCAGAUUGAAGCAGAAAGAACUUGAUUUGAUCAAAAAAUCCACUCAAGAACGCGCCAAAGACCUGGAAUUGAAAGAGAGGCAGCUUGAAGAUCAGGCCAAAGAGUGUUCGUUGAAGCAGAUAGAAUUUAAUUCGAUCAAAAAGUUCACUGAAGAACGCAGCCAAAACCUUGAACUGAAAGAGAGGCAACUUGAAGACCAAGCCAAAGAGCUUGAAUUGAAGCAGAAAGAAUUUGAUUCGAUAAAAAAAUUCUCAGAAGAACGCAGCCAAAAACUUAACCUGAAAGAGAGGCAACUUGAAGACCGGGCCAAAGAGCUUGAAUUGAAGCAUAAAGAGUUUGAUUCGUUAAAAAAAUUCAGCGAGGAACACACCCAAAACCUGAAAGCGAAAGAAAAUACUAGUAUUUUUCUUUCUCAAGUGAAAAUUGAGCAAUUGGAACAAAUCCCUGCCAACAAUGCUGUUGUUCCUUCUCUCACAAGUAACCAGUCCAGCGUCAAUAUGGAUGGUAGAGGCUCGCUGUUGUUCAUAAAUGAGCAUUUGAAGAACUAUGUUCUAGUGGGUAGUGAAAUCUCAGCUGUUCUUCAGGUGUCACCAGACCCGGCAAAACUGGUUUUGGAUUCUAUGCAAGGGUUUUACCAUUCAAAUUCAAGGGCGGACAAAAGCGGGUGUGGUUUUGAUUUGAGCAUUACCAGGGUGAGUUGUAUCCUUUUGUUGGAGACUUUAAAGAGUAUCUCCCCCAAAAUUAACCCUGAGGUGAAAGAAGAAGCAAUUAAGUUGGCAGGUGAUUGGAAGGUUAAAAUGACGACUGGGACGGAGAAUUGCUUGGAUGUUUUGUGUUUUCUGCGGUUUGUUAGUACAUACGGAAUCACCUCUUUUUAUGAUGCGAUUCAAAGUCUUUGUGCGAUCGUUGCUGAGGAUGAACACACAACUGAAUUAUCCUGUGCCCUUGGUAUCAGUGAUAAGGCACCCGCCAAAACUGAGACACCAGAAUCUUUACUGGCAAAAAAUGCUGGGACCUUUUCUUCUCCGAAUCUUCAACUAUCUGCCACCACAGAUGCUAGUCAUUUGCAGGGGGUUUUAAAUGAGAUUUUCAGUAGGGAUCGUCUGUUGCAGAAUGAAACUUGGGCUACUUUUCAAAUGUCAUCAGAUCCAGAAAAGUUUGUGAUGGAUGUGAUGCAAACUUCUUUUGCUAAAUACUGCACAGUAGAAGAUGUUGGUUUUAGAGAAACUGUCAUGUCGAAGUGCAUUUCACUACUCGACAAGCUAAUGAGAAUUAAACCACAUGUUGGACCUCAUGUUAACAAAGAUGCCCUAAAGCUAGCAGUCCACUGGAAAUCAAAAAUUGGUGCAGGCACCCAAGCCUUCGAGCUUUUGGGUUUUUUGCAGUUCAUCGCUACAUAUGGAUUGCUUUCUAUGUUUAAUAAAGAGAUUUUAGUGUUUCUUGGGAGGAUUUCUCAGCAGAAGCAGGCGCUAGAAGCAUGUCAGACACUUGGUUUAGCUGAUAAGAUCCCUGCAGAUUUCAUUCGGAAUCUUAUUGAAAAGAAGCAACUAAUUGAAGCUGUUCAAUUGAUUUGCCCCUUCAAGUUAAUUGACAAGUUUCACCCAGUACCUCUCUUGAAAGAAUUUGUGGAGAAUGCAAAGAGGUUGUGCAUACAAAAUAGCAAGAGAAGUAAAUCACUUGAUGAAAAGGAUGAAUGUAUAAACAACCAGAUUGCUGAUCUUAGAGUUGUGAUUCAAUGUAUCAAAGGUUGCAAUCUCGAGUUCGAGUACCCUUCCAGGUUCAUUGAAACACGAAUAGCUUUUCUGGAAAAACUAAAGGAGGAUCGGAGACGUCCCAAGACAUCUCCUCCCUCCAAGGUUGAACAACACAAUCAGAAAAAUUCUCCGGUCUCCAAGGUUGAACAACAAGAGCAGAAAAAGGCUAGUGCCUCCAAAGUUGAGGGACAAGAGCAGAAAAAUUCGCAUGCCCCUAGGGUUGAAGGACAAGAGCAGAAAAAGUCUGCUGCCUCCAAAGGUGCGGGGCAAGAGCAAAAAAAAUCUCCUUCCUCUAGGGUUGAGGGACAAGAGCAUAUCGAAUCUCUUGCCUCCAAUGUCAAACAAGGGGCAGCAAAGCCCCUUGCUUCCAUUGUUGAGGGACGAGAGCAGACAAUAUCUGUUCCCUCCAAGGUUGAACCAGAACACCACAGAAGCGGUCAGAAAGUUGAGGGACAAGAGCAGAAAAAGUCUCACGCCUCUAGGGUUGAAGGACAAGAGCAGAAAAAAUCCGCUGCCUCCAAAGGUGCGGCGCAAGAGCAAAAGAAAUCUCCAUCCUCCAAUGUCGAACAAGGGGCAGAAAAGCCUCCUGCUUCCACCGUUGAACAAGAACAACACAGAAGAGGUCAGAAACGGAGACCCAACACUUUGCCUCGUCAGUUUCAACCACAGCAACAGCGUCAAAGCAAGUAUCAUCGGACAUCUGAAUCAAUCGGCCCAGGGUAUCGGAAGCCAUCUUUGUGGCAUGAAAACCAUAGACACCGUGGUCAGUUCGGUAGGGAUGCCAACAGCUAUGAAAUUGGUGCUAAUGCUGGUACCGGUUUUACUGCCAUCCCGAAUCCUCGUCCUUGUGUUCCUCAUUAGACCCUGUAUAAACCUGCUAUACAUGCUAACUACGAAAGACCGGUGCGUAACUCUGGCCCGUCCCAGUUCACAGUGCUGCUUACGGGUAACUUCCUCGUAACGUUCCUCCUAGUUUUUUUGGUGGCACGACUUUGGUAGGUUGGCAGCCCGCUCUCUUCUGUAAGUUGCACUACUGCUAUUUAGGAGAAGCAACCUAAUCUGGCCUUACUAUUGUAGAUACCCUUUGACAUAGUGUCAUUUUUUUCCCUUUGUUUUUGUCCAAAGUUGACAUAGAGCUGUUUUCAAAUAGGAUAAUGCUGGGAUAUCAAAAAUUUUAAAUCAAAUUUACAAAUUAAAUGAUGUAGUUGUUAAUGAUUGGAUUGUUACUUAUGUGUUGUUUAACGUUCUUAUUUUCUAAUUUUUUAUUUGUGACACGUCA